Eleginops maclovinus (Patagonian blennie) is the source of this 4128-nucleotide messenger RNA. RefSeq names its product muscle RAS oncogene homolog a (gene mrasa). Gene Ontology annotation, biological process: Ras protein signal transduction. The transcript has 6 exons. The record is from RefSeq and is a predicted model, not a curated record. Bases 219 to 845 code for a protein of 208 amino acids. Gene Ontology annotation, cellular component: plasma membrane. Lineage: Eukaryota; Metazoa; Chordata; Actinopteri; Perciformes; Eleginopidae. Gene Ontology annotation, molecular function: GDP binding; GTPase activity; GTP binding.
GCUAUUCAACGUAUUGUUUCGCAGAUGUGGGGAGCACACUCCCGUCUGUGGCGAAAGGGCGGCGGUGGUUUGAAGCCGAGAAAGAGGGAGAUGAGGAGGAAUAUGUCGGGUUGAGGACGUCUCUUUGUGCUCACGACAGCGAAACUCAUAUCGGUGUGUCUCUUCAGCGACCUCCUAGCUUACUUCUUCUCACCUUUCCCACCACUGUCGAGGUAGUCAUGGCGACCAGCGCACUGCCAAGUGACAACCUGCCAACGUACAAGCUGGUGGUGGUGGGGGAUGGGGGUGUCGGGAAGAGCGCUCUGACCAUCCAGUUUUUCCAGAAGAUCUUUGUGCCGGACUAUGAUCCCACGAUAGAGGACUCGUAUCUGAAACACACAGAGAUAGACGGACAGUGGGCCAUACUGGAUGUGCUGGACACAGCGGGCCAGGAGGAGUUCAGUGCGAUGAGGGAGCAGUACAUGAGGACAGGAGACGGAUUCCUCAUUGUCUUCUCUGUGACGGACAAGGCCAGCUUUGAACACGUCGACCGAUUCCAUCAACUCAUACUACGGGUCAAAGACAGGGAGGCAUUCCCCAUGGUGCUUGUUGCAAACAAAGUGGACUUGGUCCAUCUGAGAAAGAUCACUACCGACCAGGGCCAUGAGAUGGCUGCCAAACAUAGCAUAACUUAUAUUGAAACCAGUGCCAAGGAUCCUCCAAUGAAUGUGGACAAAGCCUUUCAUGAGCUGGUCCGUGUUAUAAGACAACAGGUGCCAGAACGAAACCAGAAGAAGAAAAAGAAGAUGAAAUGGAGAGCAGAACGUUCAGCCGGUACCCACAGGUUCCACUGCGCCAUAUUGUGACCUCCCUCGUCCUGUUUACCAUUCGUAACACCCACAAACACAUCCACACGCACGCCCACGUACCUUUGGAUGUCAGGGAACUCCCCAGCAGUGGUUAACUACUGGAGCACAAAAAAGAGGGGGAUGCCUGGAAGGAGGAGUGAAUCUAAAAGUGUGGGACUCUUCACAAUGCCUUUGAAGGAGCGCUGUGCCCUCUCUCCUCAAUUUAUGGUCCCUUUUUUAAGGUCUAUACAUCCCUCCCAUCCUCUAUUACUAACACAGAACAGUUUCAAAAUGAGGUGUCAUUCUUUUUUUUCAUUACAAAUGAGCCACUAGAUGAAGGAAUCUGGGGGAAAAUGAUAUUGAAACUUUUGUCUUCUUGAAAAAGGAAGACAAAGGGAGGACCCGGCUCAUUGGCGCCUUGUUUUUUCUCCCGACAAACUAAUGGUUUUCACCUCUAUAUCCUCACACUCCUACGAUAUCUGGAAGGAAAGCACCUGUGUGAUUUUUAGAUAAGUUUAUCAUAAGGGCAUAGUGGAAGAAUUUUAGAGUGGUGAUGGUAAAUUAGGGAGUCACUUGGCGUUGUCGGCUGGCAAACUGUCAGUGUGGCGGAACACUUUGUGGUCAUGUGAUGCUCCGGUUUGGAGAGUGUCGGAUCAGAGAGGGACGGAAGGACGUGUCGUAGCAAGCGAAGAGAAGAGGACGUGAUUAGAUAACGUGUUUCAUAUCGGUCCACAGGUGAGAUCUGUGGUCAUAUCAGCGCGUGGAAUAAGUGUUUAAAUAUUGUAAUUGUAAAGGAGAGUGAGAUCAGUUAAUGUGGUUACAAUUUAACAUCAACAUUGCAGGGUUUAUACCAACACUGAUGUGUCAGCGGCCAUGUUUACAGACUUAUUAAUGGGUUAUUUCCUCAUCACAAAAUCACACAGUAUAUCAGAGCCAUUUUUAAGUGUUUGAAAUAAUUAUUUAGGUUGCCUCUUCAGCCAUCAGCAAUGGCAUGAGUGCAGUCUUUAUCAGUACUGUACGGACAAUAUCCCUGUUAGUCUCUUUUUUUAAAGUCUUAAAACAAGUGAUUUCCAUGUUUUUGUAUCAAAAAAUAUAGAAAAAUGACAGUUAUAUUUGUGAUAUUAAAAAAUAUAAUCAUACGUGGCAAUGUAAACAAAUUCAAUGCUGUUUUAAAAAGAGAUCUGUUUGCGAACAUUAACAAAAUAUAAUAGAAAAGGGAUAACGAGAGCGGCGCGUUUCUGAUCUGAAGCCGGCUGGAGAAGCUGAUUUGCACUGGCCACUAACCAAAAUAAUGUGAUGUCACUUUAUUUCAUCUAGGGGGCUUUUUUCAGACCGCACCGCUGAAUUCAGGACAAUGAAUCAUGCUCAGCAAAGGAGAACACUCAUUUUUAGGUUUGGGGAUACAUUCAUACUGUAGCCCUGGGAAUGCAUCAGGCUGUGUGCGAGGCAUCGGGGGCUUAAAGCCAUUUAAAUCUAGCUAAUUGUAGGAGAAGAGACACACUCCAAGCAACAAGACAUUCAGUAUAUCCAUGUCUGUCAUCAUGAGGUGGAUAAAAAAUGUACAUUUGAAUAACCUAUGAAAUGGCUUGUACUGUUAACGCACUAAAAGUUUCGGUGGACAACUUUUCUUUUGUCUGGAUGAAUACCGUCUCUUUAAGGAAAUACAUUUUUGCACUUUUAAUACUAUUUCAGACUUUCCUAUUGGCAUGUUGUUUUCUGUUCAAAAACCUGUAAGUGAAAAUGAAAGGCACGGUUUAAAAAAAAUGAUUUGAAUGUAAAAUGGAAUAUCAAAACAAGCAAAUAGGCAAUUAGUGUUUUAGCGCUGUGUGCCUGUGUCUAUGCCUUUGUGUUGAUUGUGACAGAUUAAAUCAAUCCUGAUUUAAUCAUUGGAAAGGUAUUGAAGCAAAAGUUCAUGUUACUUUGAAAGUAAGGAGGUUGAGUAUGAAAAAACUCAGUUAUUGAGUGGCAUACAAAUUCACCUCAGCAUGAAAGUGGAAAAUCAACCUCAGCAAAAGAAGGACCGGUAUAAAUCUACAUCUACUGUUAAAGGGACUCCGAAGACUUCCAAGGGUCGAUCAUUGAGCAAUGAAGCAAACUCUGGAUCGUGGGGGAGGGGAAAAAACAAAAAAACAAAAACCCUGAAUGUGUUUGAUGAAAAUGUUGCAUCAUGUAUGUUUGAUACCAUUUUGUAUAAUUGAUAUGAAUUAUUGAUAUGAUUCUUGCAAAGUGUUUUUUAAACAACUGAAUAAUUUAUUACUGUCUAUGUUACCUCAGCGUGUCCCAGACCUGGACAAAAAGGACAUUUUGUCGACCAAUUUGCCACUUUAGAUGUUUAUUUGGUGAAUGUCAAAUAACUUAAAGGAGCAGUUUAACUUUUUGGGAAUCCUUAUUGACGUUCUUGCUGAAAGUUACAUUGAUACGUUACAUUUUAAGAUACAGCCAGCAGUUGUUAGGUUAGCUUAGCCUAGAUUUGCGACUGGAAACAGAUCAGGCUCUGUGUUCAAAUUUAAAAAUUAGCCAACCAACACCUCUCAAGAUCAGUGAGCGUGUUAUUUUUUAUUAUUUAUAUCUUCAAGUUGUGUAUUUAUUUCUUAUUUCUUAGGCUAGCCGUCACUCUGGCUAACUUUAUGUUUAGUGUAGACACAAGAGUAGUAGCUAUCUUCUCUUCUAACUCUCAGCAGAAAAGUUAAUAAAUAAUUUCCAACAAUGUCGCACAGUUCCUUGAACCGGACUGGACUUGUUCUCGGCCAAUUUAACUUUUUGACUCAGUUCUAGGCUUAUUUUACUUUUUGUUUUAGGGUCCAAAAUACAGUGCAAAAUUGGAAAGUUACCUUUCUUGAAUGAAUCAUUGUGGCUGGUACAAAGAAACCUGCUGAUUUCUUCACAUUUCAGGCAGACCAAAUACAAAAUGCUGAAAGUGAAUUUAGCGUAUAGAUUAUUAGACCCCUGGAUUAUAUGUGAGCUAAAUUGAGCACUUUUGUUUCAUUAAAUGGAAAGGUAGCAUUCUUUCUCAAAAAGUACACCAAGUUUUGUUAUUAUGCAAUUAAUUUGAGUCGUGUAUGUCCUGGAUUUUUUGUCAGUAUUUGGCAGUAAGGGCCUUUUUAGGUCUGGAUCACAAAAAAACUAAACAUUUAUGGUGUUACACCAGUUGUGUAUGUGUGUUUUUGGACAGGUCUGUUGUGUUCUAACUGGCUGUGUCAGACUGAGGAGCUAGACGAGGCACAAACAAACUGUGGCCUUUUAUAUCUAGCCUCAGGGGUCGAUUAUAUUUCAAUAAAGAAAUACAAGUAUUGUGACUUUA